This is a messenger RNA of Vespa mandarinia (Asian giant hornet), 5572 nucleotides long. RefSeq lists its product as uncharacterized. The record is from RefSeq and is a predicted model, not a curated record. NCBI's taxonomy places the organism in Eukaryota, Metazoa, Arthropoda, Insecta, Hymenoptera, Vespidae.
GAAAGUAAACAAAGGACCGUCGUAAUAGUCCAGUUAGUUCCAUAAAGUGCUGCUAGAGCGCUCGUAACAAGGGGCGGAGCGAUCGCAUAAACCGAAUUAACAUUUUUAAAAGAAUGGCCCGUGUAGGAGCGGUGGAUAAAUCUUUAUAUUCAAGCAUAGUUCGCUUCUCCUUAUAUCUUUAAUAACAUAUAUAUGUAUAUAUAUAUAUUUAUAUAUAUAUGUAUGUGUGUAGUAUACAUGGUAUUUAUAUAUAUAUAUAUAUAUAUAUAUUUCUCAAUCACUCACUCGGUCCUCAUAAUACGCUGCCAUCUAAGAUCAAGUCGGUUUUUUCUCUUUGCAUAAUACUCGUAUUCGGUUCUUCGACGACAGUGAUAUUAAACCUUUCCAUCGAACGUGAUAGAACGCGUCGCGUUUGCUUUCAUUGCAUUUUGAAUGCAAUGAAUAGGAUAAAGUCUCGUACGCGAAAUGAUAUACCGAUCAUUUUUGACAAUUACAAAUUGAAAAAGUGGCUUUUUCGUGCUGGUCCUUGCCGGCAGGAGUUGCUUCGAAAGAUAUACCAAAUACGUAAUAUGGAUUCAAAGAAUAAGAAAGGUUAUCGAAAAGCAACUCACGACUACGCAAAGGCUUUAACACUUCGGGGAGAAAGACGAAAGUUGAAACACGAUCUGGAAAAGCUUAAUCUCUCAAAAAGCGGAUUACGACGAGCUCUGUUACAAUUGACCACCGAAUCGUACGUCGUUGUCGAUCGAUUGUCAAAGGAAAUAAUAAGCAGUAUCAAUGACAAGGACAGGGCACAGGGUUUUGCGAGGCGCACCGAAGAAUUUAUACCAUUUUUCCUCGACGAUGAAUACAAUCAAAAGGAUAAUAGGAAUAAGAAAGAUUUAAAUAAUUCCGAAGAUAUAAGAAAAAGUUCAAAAUGUUCUGACGAACGAUACGACGAGGAGUUGGACGCAGAUAAUACGUCGCAGAUAAUUUCAAUGUUGCGUUGCACAAAACCUCGCGUCAAUCAAAUUAAGAUAGACGGGUUUAAAUUUAAACAUAAAUUUGAUCAUGAAGAAAUAUCGAAGGGUAGAUCGAUCGAUAAAAAAGUAUCGACGCAAAAUAAUAGAAACGGAAUAAUACCCAAUAAUAACGAUACAGAUGUGAUAAAGGUGCCUAUUCAAAUAAAUAGAGAAAGAUUAAGAAGGCCCAUUUUAGGUGCGUCUAAUGAACUGCGCGAGAAAGAAUUUACCGAUGAUAAAGGUUGUUGUUUUUCUACGCGUAAAACCAUGGAAGCGGACUCCGAUCUUUCAAAUGACAAAAUAAAUGAUACAUUAAAGGUACAUGACAACGACAUAGAUAUAAACGAAUUGAAAACAGUUCGCCAGUGUGAACUGCGUGAAACCGUAAUUAUUGACAAAAUUCAAAAGAAUUGCAACAUAUCUGAUAUUUUUAAUCGAACCUAUUCAAGUGUAGAUAUGAGAAAACGAAAAAAGAUUCGGGAUAAAUUUCACGAGAUCUUUGAUCAGUGCCUUACGUUAAGCGAGGAGGAGGAAGAAGAAUUUAUAAUAAAUGCUUGUAUACGUACGAGACAAAGAAAGAAGUACAAAAAAUUGUCGAAUGUUGAUAAAAAUAUCGAAUAUCCUGUAGUUUUAGAUAAGGCAAACAGACAAGAUAUAACAUCUGAUUUAAUAGUGGAUACAGCCUGUAGAAAGACUUGUGAGAUUUCAAGUAUAGAAUUGGUAGAAACUUUAUUAAAUACUAGAAAUGUUAGAGAAUUCGAUGAGGAUCAAACUGUCUGUGAUAAAGAUGUAUUUACUAUGGAAAUCGAACUUUGCGGGGACGAUAGCGUUGAAAAAGAUAAUAUUAUAAAGUUUCCUUUGCUUUGCGAUAAUAAUAAUUGCGAUAAUAAUGAGGAAAUAGAAAUGAAUCUUUCUAAUGAAUUACCGACUAAAACUUCUAAUGUCUCUGUAAUAGAUGACAUUGCUGAAGUAACUCAGGCGGAAGAAGCGCACAAUGAGAUCGUUGAAUCAACAGAAUCGAUUAAGGUGGAAACAAACGAAUCAUCUGAUUUUAGCAUUUACAAUCGAAACUUUAAUGAUACAAAUGUUGAAGUAUUAACUAAUAACGCUAUUAAAAUAAGAACAUUGUGCGAAAGGACUAAUAAUACUAGUAGUAGCAGUAGUAGCAAUAAUAAUAAUAAUAAUGAUAAUGAUAAUGAUAAUGAUAAUGAUAAUGAUAAUGAUAAUGAUAAUGAUAAUAAUAAUGAUAAUAAUAAUAAUAAUAAUGGCGACGACGACGACGACGACGACAAAAUCACCUGCCAUGUAUCAAGAAAUAGUUAUAGCAAGGAAGUGCAAUUAGAUAGAGAUUCUGAUGACGCCAGUAUUAAAACUACAGUUACAAGUGCAGCUGUUAAUUCGGAUGUCCCUGUAGAGAAAAUAUUAGAAAAGUCUAGAGAUAGAGAAAAUCUGUCAAAGACUUCAAAAGCUGACACAUCCUUUGAAACGCCAAAGAAAAUAGACGAUGCAAUGAUAGCGAAUAUUAAUUUUACAGAAUCCUCCGCAAGAAAUAUUAAUGAUAACAAUGCGGAUAUAGAAGUUGAGAUAAAACCCACGUAUAUCGAAACUUGUGAAAAUACCCAAAGUAAUCCUAAGGUAUAUGAUAAGGAAAACAUGAUAAAUGAUGAUAAUUUAAAAUCGUCUAAACAAGACAUUAACGAAGAUUUAGGUCAACUUUUACGAAUGAAUAUAGAUCAAAAUUAUAGAAUAGAAUCGAUUGGUAAUACCAUUAGCAUUCAGGAAAAUGUUGAAUCAUAUAGAAAUCAGACUAUAAUAGUAAAGGACAUUUGCAAAAAUCAAUUGAGCUCUAAUAAUGAUUCAACAAACAACAAUGGUGAAAUAGAGGUCGUAUUAGAGGAAUCAACGUUUGGUAUUAUCGAAGAAAAUAACGAUACGUCUGUUAUAAAAAGGGACAAUGAAAAGAUUAAUGACUCUUCGUUCAAUACAAUCGAUUUCGAACAGCAUAGUAAGCUCGACGAUUGUCCUUAUAAUUUUAUACAAUCAAAAGGAAUAAAAGGAAACAAAAUAAGGGUUCUUUCUAGCGCAGAAUUAGGCUCUAGAUGGUGUCCUACUCCCGUAGACACGUCUCUAACUGAACCUAUUAACGCAUUGGUUAAUGAAACAACAGUCCCUAGAAAUGUUAAUGAUACGCCAUCUGAGCGUACCACGGAUCGUAAACGAUCGACCAAGGAUGCAAUAAUACUCGACAACAAGUACCCGUCUCUAUCCUAUACAGAAUAUUAUUUAAUGUCCAUUCAUAGACGUAUAAUGCGUAUACGUGCGUUAGAAAAGAAAUUCUCGUCGAAUGAUCGUCGAAAUGUGUCCGCCAAAGUUAAAGAAUUAAUAAAUAAUAAUAUGCGGUUUAAUUCAAAUUUUAUAGUACUACUCGAGGAAUUACUUAAUUUAGGUAAGGAAUUGAAAAUAAAGGAUUUAAAGAAAGUUAUACGAUACGCAGCAUCCGUUAUCAACAAAUCUUUCCUAACGCCCGGAUAUAAACCUAUAUCUUUGCAAGAAAUAGCCAAUUAUAUGACAUUAUUCGAUAAAUCAAUCUCUGAAACAUUUACAUUUACUUCUAAUGCUUCAUCUAAAUCCAAUUUUAGUAAUGCAUCUACAUUUACUUUUGACAAUGGCUUUACAUCUACUUCCAAUGACUUAUCCGCAACUAUUGCACCAGCAAUUUCCAAACAAUUAUCAAACAAUACUAAUAACGUGGCACAGGUAGUUUUAACGGACGUUCAAAAUUUACAUGCCCCGGCGGCGGCAGAGGUUCAAGUAAUUUACAAUGAUUUACCAAAGAAAAAUGUAUACACCUCUAUUGGACCGAAUCAAAAGCAGGAAUGUAUCGUUCCGAAUUUACAAAUAUCGAAAAAGUCUAAUACAUCGAUUUUAUACGGUCCUCCUCCUCCUCCGGCGGCGACCCAAUCGAUGCAUAGUAACGUGCAAUUGUUGAAAGAAAAUCGACAAUUGUAUAAGACGUCCAUGCCGUGUUACGGUCAACAAUCGAUCCAGCAACAAUUUAUACCAAGAAUUACGUUUUAUAAUCCUGCCAAUUCAAAUUCCAUGCAAUCACAUAAUAACAAAUAUAUUACUCGAAGAUUAAAUUUAAAUGAAAAUGUACAAUGUUUUAUAGGGAACAAUGCGAAAUACGCAUCUCAAAUGGCAGGUCAAUCAAAUACCGUAUCGCAUAGAAUCGAUAACCCAAGGGACAUGUCCAAGUUGUCAUAUGCCCGACAGGCGUCGCAACAAAUCAACAUGUCUUAUAAUGUACCGCAAAGAUUUCCAAUUCAAAUGGCGCAGGAUAUUAAAAGCUCACAAAUCUCAUGCUCUAUGACAUUGUCUGCCCAACUCCCAAUGGUACAUUUCAAUAAUUCAGAAAAUUUACUACAAAGAAUAAAUAAAAUUCCAUGCGAAUUGUUAGUUCAAAUAUGGGAUCAAGUAACCUUUUGCCUCGAAGAAAGUUUCUUUGAUUGUAGAGCACACGAGAUAUACGAUAAGGGCACUUGUGUUUUAAAACUAUUUCACGUAGGAUGGAAAGAGAAAAUAUAUAAAUUUAUUCGCUACAAAUCCCGGCAAAGUAGCACCGAAUCUAUAACUAAUCUAAAAAGUAAACUAGCUAAAUAUAUAUAUAAAACGGCAACAAUGGAAGCUCAGAAGAGCAUAUGGCAGGUAUAUCUUCAAAAACAGAAAUCUCAACAAUUAACAGAUACGAUGAAGAUAUUAAUUCAAGAUAUGAUAAGUAAAAAUCAUGUUAAUGUAGAAUCAAAGUGUGGAUCGAAAACCGAAGCGAGCCGAUCUUCUAAAUCGCAAAAAGAAGAACUGGACAAUAUAAUAAAACUCGAAAAACAAUCUGAUUUACGUUCGUUAAAAAAUCUAACGGAAGAUAUUAAUAAAAGUGACGCUAUAUCAAAUAUUUUGCAAAGUACAUUGCCCGUUGACAACAAAUUUGAUAAUGAAUUAGUUUCGAUUAAUGAAAUGAAUCGUAACGAAGGAGACGCGGUAGAACCUUUUACAAGCUUACAAAAUAUAUUAUCGGAAUCGGGUGUUAUAUUGUCCAAUUUAAGAAAUAAGGAUAUUAGAGUUAAAGAGGGGAAUAUUACGGAUAAUACUGAUCCUCGGCGAUUGGAUUCGAGAGAAAGUCCAAUCUCGUCUGACCCGCCGCAUAUAAUAGACGUACGAAGCAUAUCUCCAACUUCAUUUAAUACGAUUAAGGAAGUUCUGCCUUUUCCUAUUAAUGAUUUACAAUUAUCUAAUAUUAACGACGAUACUAAAGAGAAUGGAAUUGAAAUAAAAAUUCAGAUUCCAGAAGAUGUAAUCUGUUUGAAUUGUUCUAAGAUAAGUACAGUUGUCUGCGAAAUUUGUUUAGAAGCUCACUAUUGUUCUAAAGAAUGUGCAGCAUCGCAUUGGAUAGAAAAACAUCAUAAGUAUUGUAAGCCCCAUUGUGUAAUAGGGGCCAUCGAAAGAAAAACUUGUUUAGCCCCGAAUAGUUGAAACUUUGAUCGGUCUUCAUUAUAUGACCUCCUAAUAAUCAUCCA